CCGUUUUACAGGCAGGGUUGGAGAGGGCGGCUUGCUUCAUGACGUGCUUCCUGGUGACGUCACGCGACGCAGUGUGCGGAAGAGAAGGAAAAAAACAAAAAAAAUCAUUAUUAUUGAAGGGCCUGUAACUGUGUACAUCAUGCUUGGCGGUGGAUUCAAAGCAGAGCGACUUCGUGUCAACCUUCGGCUGGUCAUGAACCGGCUCAAGCUCCUGGAGAAGAAGAAGACGGAGCUAGCGCAGAAAGCGCGCAAGGAAAUUGCAGAUUACCUGUCCACGGGGAAGGAUGAGCGAGCACGUAUUCGUGUGGAGCACAUCAUCAGAGAAGACUACCUGGUGGAGGCCAUGGAGAUACUGGAGCUUUACUGUGACCUGCUGCUCGCACGCUUCGGACUCGUACAGUCCAUGAAGGAGUUGGAGCCAGGGUUACAGGAAGCCGUCUCUACUCUGAUUUGGGCAGCCCCCCGUAUGCAGAGUGAAGUCGUUGAGCUCAAGAUUGUUGCAGAUCAGCUGUGUGCCAAAUACAGCAAGGAGUAUGGCAAGCUUUGCAGGUCAAACCAGAUAGGAACUGUCAAUGACAGGCUGAUGCACAAACUGAAUGUAGAGGCACCCCCAAAGAUCCUGGUGGAGCGUUACCUCAUUGAGAUUGCGAAGAAUUACAACGUGCCGUAUGAGCCCGACUCUAUGGUCAUGGGCGAGGUCCCCACAGGUGUGGAAGCCAAUCUCAUUGAUGUCUUUGAUGAGAAGAGGGGGGGGCCCGGAGGAAGAGGUGGUGGUGGGGGAGGUGGCUUCAUUGUGCCAGCGGGUGCAGUGCCCAUGCCCAUGCCCAUGCCAAUGCCCAUGCCUUCACCGCAUGUUCCAUUCAACUACCCUCAACCCAAAGGACCUGCAAACUUCAGUGGCCCUGAAGUUGGCACCUAUGAGAGUUUUAACAACUUCCAGCCUCCAGUGCCAGGAAUGCAGCCCCCACAGCUACCCAGCUGCCCCCCAACUUAUGAGUCUAUUGAUGACCUCACUAACAACACUUCUGUUCCUUCUCCAAAGGCUACUGGUCCCUCUCUGAUCUACGACAACACUGUUCUCCCAGAACUGCCUUCGGUUCCUGACACACUUCCUGCGUCCUCUUUUGGUGGGAAUUCUGCUCCCUCUGAGGAUAUCGACUUCGAUGACCUGUCGCGCCGCUUUGAGGAUCUCAAGAAGAAAACAUAGACAGCAUUGCGCCACCUGCCUGCUCGACUGUCUCGCUAUUACUACUCCUAAUUGUGAGGUGGGUGCGGGGAGACACGGAAUCACAAGCUAAAAAGGAUUGCUGUUCACCAGUGCUGCUGCAGAUGUUAUUACCAAUACUUUUCUAUUCUUUAAAAAUAUCAAUACCUAUUUAUCAUCUUUAAACUACUGAAAUAGAAAUAAGACCGAUUUGGCAUGAAAAAACAAAAGGCUAUUUUUUGUUUUGUUUAAAUCAGACAGAACUUGGACUUUAAAUGUUAAAUUGUAUGUGUUAAUAACCCUGUACAGUUCACCCUAUUUCUAAUGUAACGGAGUGAGUGCCUGUCUUUUGACGAAGUACAUUACACAUGUUGAAACUUUAAAGACUUUUUGAUUAAAAAUGUAGCUUUGUUUCUGUCUCUCAAUCAAGACAGUCAUGGCACUAUUAGAGUCCAAAUCUUUUUAUAGAAAAUAAAAGGUGAAAUAAAAGAACUAAACACUCCAGAAAAUAUACCCAAAUAUCCCCCACUGUCUCAUGUGGACCUUUUUUUUGCUCAGAAAUCCUUAUUUCUUAGGGAUUUCCCUGUCUGAAACUGCAUGCAGGUGCCUUUUAAAUCUCAUUAACCUGUAUGGAACUGUGUGUGCUAGGUAGAGUCAAGUUAGAGGUUAAGGUUAACUUGUUUAUACAGGCUGCAUUAUUUGGAACAAUAAGGACAUUUGUGUCUUUUUAAUUAAAACACACAUAACUGUUCUGUUCUGGUAAUUAAUUUUAUCUUCCACAGCCUGUGGUACUUUAUAACUGGUAAUAGCCCACUGCUAUGAACUGUCUUGCUUUUCUUUAGAUUGGGAGUUGGGUAAAAUGUAGGUGCCAUUCGAUUUUUGAAUUCAAACUACAUUGCUGAAUGAUUAUGUAUAAAGACAAACAUUACCAGUGGGAAAAACCUAAUGAGGGAAAUGUUUUUAACCUGUUUUCUGUUCAAAACUGUAAAACACUAAUGUGACUUUUAAUGGUCAGCUGCUCUAUCUAUUAAACUGGGCAGUUUUUCUAAGGAAUAAUAACUCGUGGAAAAUCCAAAUAUUAUAUAGGAAACACAAAACUUAUGAAUUGUGGGUGCAAAUUCACAUGAAUUUAAAUAGAAUACCAUCAUAGGAACAUCUGAAAAGAAAGAGUAACUAUGAGUUGUUUAAUACGAGAUUGGCAAGCAGUGGGCUAUUCACAAAGGUUUUCCUUUAGUAUUCUUAGAAUCUGUUGACAACUUGUUAACUGUUGCCAACAACAGUAUAAUUGAUUAGACUAAAAAAACAUGAAUCAAGCUAAAGCUUUGUGAAUAGGAUCAUUAAUCAUAAUAGGAUAUAACUGAUUUACAAUGUAUUCGUUGAAUUUACCUUUGUGUUGUUUUUAUGUAUGUAAGUGGCCAUUUCGUUUUGAUGAGAUCAGUUAAAUGGGUUUCAAAGCAGUCAUGAGGGCUUGUGUUUGUUCAUGUGUUUAUACCCCCUAUGUUUAUUAAGUAGGACUUUAUUUCUGUGUUUAUCAAUCAGAUUGAAGGGUGUGUUUAUUAAUUCUGAAGUACAUGACCAUUUUCUGUUCCCUUUUUAAAUGGGGGGACGGGGGAGGGGUUGGAAAAGUCUGGGAAGUAAUGUCAUAAGAUUAUGCAAUAAGUGGAACAGUAUUUACGGUAUUUUGAGCUGGCUAUCGUAUUAAUAAAUGCUGUUACUUAUUGUAUGAGGGUAUCACAUUACCAAAAACAUUUCUUUCAAGCUGCAGUUAUUUGAAGUGGGCCAGUUUAAGUGUAUUUAUUAAUACCAUGCCUAGUUCUUGUUGGAUUGUUACUGUACAUCCAAUAUAUCCUUUCUUCUUGUUACACAGCCUUGGUUCACUUCCAUACUUUUGUUUGGAGCGAUUUCUGAUGUAACUCAAAUAUGUUUAUUUUUCAUUUGUGGUGUUAGAAAGCAUUUUCCAGGAGUUUUUAUAUUUCAGUUUGGUGGACACAACAAUUUAUUUACUCUUAACUGACAUUUCUUUAAAAUGUUUUGUCUGUCAAAUAAAUAAUGUUAUAUUAAAACA
Molecule: messenger RNA, 3269 nt
Organism: Acipenser ruthenus (sterlet)
Lineage: Eukaryota; Metazoa; Chordata; Actinopteri; Acipenseriformes; Acipenseridae
Product: IST1 homolog
Exons: 10
Coding region: 140-1207 (355 amino acids)
Biological process (GO): protein transport
Source: RefSeq, a predicted model, not a curated record